Messenger RNA from Gigantopelta aegis, 1954 nucleotides. RefSeq lists its product as uncharacterized. The record is from RefSeq and is a predicted model, not a curated record. The transcript is spliced from 6 exons. The coding region runs from base 159 to 1778 and encodes 539 amino acids. Gene Ontology annotation, biological process: protein ubiquitination; Notch signaling pathway. NCBI's taxonomy places the organism in Eukaryota, Metazoa, Mollusca, Gastropoda, Neomphalida, Peltospiridae.
GCCAUUUAGUAAGGUCAACGCGAGAGUGCUUGAUUGUAGCUCCCACUCCGGCGUACGGUAAGACAGACUCCAUGGCCAUCCCGCAUCGUGACGCUGUGGACGGAGAAAUCUCCCUCUGAAGGGCUUGACGGUAGCGGCAUGAAGGAGCAUCUAAAAUUAUGGCAUCAAGUCUGAGAAAAACGACCACAAAAAGCUACGAGGUACCUGAAACCAAUCUGUUCAUUACGUGUUAUGUUGGUGACAUCAGAGAUACCAACACCAAAGGAGUGGUAACCGGAGAACAUUUCCCAUACAGCAAGAACGCAAGCCAGGUCACGAAUGCACUGUGUGAGAUCUUGGGAGAGACUUACAAGGCAAAGAGACUCAAGUUCCUGGAAGAGAACAAGUACGUGGAUGACGUUUUUGUCAUUAAGACAGGCAACCGCGACACUCUGGAAUACGUGUUCCACGCCAGUGUAAGAGGUUUCACGUCUGCUAAUCCACAAGACUGGUUGGCAGAAAUGCGGUUAGUGUACAGAUCGGUAUGGAAAAUGGCUGACAAGGAAGGUGUAGAAUCGUUGACAUUGCCCAUCCUUGGAGCAGGUAAUGCUCAAGCACCUCUUGGGUUGGCCAUCCGCGCUCUGGUCCACUCGCUGUUUCAGUGCAAAACACGGACACUGAAAGAGAUCCGUAUUGUCAGUAUGUACGAAGACGUCCACAGCAAAGUCUUGCAGUUGUGCGAUGAGUAUCUCAAAAAAUGCUACACCGGUUCCCGUUCUUCCAGUUCCAAGAGAAACGAUAAUUGCCCUGGAAUUCCUGAUACACAAAAACCAGCUUUCUCGGAACAAUAUCAGACGACUUAUCAGAAAGAUUUCUCAGAGAGUGCCAAAGACAGAUUAAGUGAAAAUCAUCCCGAAUUUGGGAGAGAAUCUAGACAUUCCAGCCAAAGAAACCAAGGAGGCAUCAUUUCCGGUAGUGACGUCACGUCCGGCACGGGACGUAACUCUCAAAAGAGUCCGAGCAUCCGAAAACCACAGAUGGCGCUCAAUAAUAAAAUGACUGUUCACAACAAGGAUCUUGCGGCCGGGAUUGGAACAAAUAGGUCUACGUCAUGUAGUCAUGGCAACAGUAGGAUUACUGCUGCAACGAAAAGAUCUACUAACAAGAAUUCUAGUACGACAAAAAAUGCUAAAUCGACAACAGGUCAUGAUCCCGACUCUUCUAGUGAACAGUGUCCAAUAUGCAUGGACGUCAUCAAAAGACCCAAAGAACUGUCGAAAUGCGGUCAUACGUUUUGCGAUCCCUGCAUUUCCGCCAGUUUCAAGCACAAACCUGUGUGCCCCGUUUGCAACACCAUCUAUGGGGUCGUCACUGGCGAUCAGCCGGAUGGAAGGAUGGCGGUGGAAAGGUCCAGAAAACGUCUCCCAGGUCACGAAGAUUGUGGAACUAUCAUCAUUACGUACAGUUUCUACGAUGGCGUUCAGAAGUCAGAACAUCCGAACCCAGGACAGGACUACCACGGAACUAAGCGUAUAGCGUAUCUCCCUGACAACCCUCAAGGUCAAAAGGUCUGUCGUCUGCUGCGAACUGCCUUCGACCGGAAGUUGACCUUCACCGUCGGCCAAUCGUCGACGACUGGCCGGGACGACGUAGUCACGUGGAACGACAUCCACCACAAGACGAGCACCCAUGGCGGACAACAGAGGUUUGGCUACCCCGAUGCAACAUACCUAACGAGAGUACAACAAGAACUCGCCAGCAAAGGAGUCACGGAAGAGACAGAUGUCGAAUAUUUAUAACAUGGCAUCUACAUGUACAUGUAUAUCACUAACCAAAAUGCUGUGGGUCGUUAUACGAGGUGUGGCAAAAAAGAAAUGAGACUACUCGUUUAGCUUAGGCACUACCCACUAUAUGAUCAAACUGCUUUUAUGUUGUUUUAUUACGGUCUUUCCUGGUUCCAAAAAGUGCUCAAGUG